AUGGAUAACCACCAUUCACUUGCCAGUUGUCCCCUGAGAUCAAUGGCCUGGCUAACGAUCAAAGACGAAAUUGUAUUGUCUUCAUCGAAAGAGUGGAUCCAAAUGGUGGGUACCGACCCAACCGGAAAACAAUUAUCUAUGGUGUGGGAAGCCGGAGAUCGGUUUGCAGCCGAACCAGCAUUUCAUGUGCGUACUUUAUAUGGUGCGAUCUCCCUCUUAGUCUGCCCACACCCACACACUCAUAACCAUAACCAUAACAAUAACCAUAAGCAUAAGCAUAAUCAUAAGCAUACUUAUACUCAUCCACAUAAUCAUGCGGGAACUACUACCCUGGUAUGCAUGGACGUCAGUACUCUAGACAAUCUUCUCGCUCAAAACCAAUCUAUACCUCUCGUUGUUCGCCUAACCAACUACGGGACCAUUGAUUCAUGCCUUUACAGACAUCCUCUUGAAUCAAAUAAAUUGACAUCAACAACAAUCACAAAAAUGACGACAAGAUCGAAACGAAAAAGAAAAAGAAUGAUAAUGGUAAUGAUAGGCACACCCAUUAUGCGACUUGUGCACACCGAUGACGCUGCUCGUCUUUGUGCCGGUCUAAAACAAGCAUCGAGUGGGUACACAACCACCCUUGAUCUACUCUAUCCCGACACAACUACUGAUAGCUACCAAACCAAGACCCAAACCCAAACCCAAAAUCAGAUUGAGAAUUAUGAACAGCAGCAGACAUUUGAAAUCACAGCAUCAAUGUGCUCGGGCGAUUUGUUGUGUAGUCUUUCGACCCCCCGCCCAAUCGACGAAAAUAGUUCAGCAUCGACCCUCAUGGCUUCAUUGGCUUUACUGGGUCAUUUUUUCGAGGUACCCUUGGUUAGCCCGGUCAAGGGAAUAAUACAAAGGUCACGCGAGAGAGUACUGCGAAUUCCUGAGGCCGUUAUUGUCACGCUCCAGCACAUGAAAUCAAGACCCCUCAUCCGUCAGCUCUGGGAGUGUAUGGUCUGGGCGGGUCUAAUUGACCAUAUCUUGUUGGAUACACUUGUAGAAGGCCGGCCAUCUUCAACCCUCCAAUAA
Molecule: messenger RNA, 1065 nt
Organism: Phycomyces blakesleeanus NRRL 1555(-)
Lineage: Eukaryota; Fungi; Mucoromycota; Mucoromycetes; Mucorales; Phycomycetaceae
Exons: 1
Coding region: 1-1065 (354 amino acids)
Source: RefSeq, a predicted model, not a curated record